Messenger RNA from Rhizopus microsporus ATCC 52813, 1286 nucleotides. RefSeq names its product CheY-like protein. The coding region runs from base 405 to 1139 and encodes 244 amino acids. The transcript has 2 exons. NCBI's taxonomy places the organism in Eukaryota, Fungi, Mucoromycota, Mucoromycetes, Mucorales, Rhizopodaceae. The record is from RefSeq and is a predicted model, not a curated record. Gene Ontology annotation, biological process: phosphorelay signal transduction system.
GUCAAAAACCCGCUGAGCAACCAAGAGAAAUAAAAAGAAAGUCGAGUGGUUCUUUCAUGACUGGGUAACCACGGGAACCGGCUUGGACAACAUUCACGGUGCAACCAAACGAGUGCAAGUGUCUUUAAUGAACUGUCUUCAAUUCUACAUGUGAUAAAUAAUACAGCAAAGUUCAACACGAAGAAGAAAAUAAGAGUGAAUCUGGAAUGCCCCUAUUGGUCUCUGUUACCAGGAAAGGAAAUAAUUUGUUGCUGUAGAAACGAAAAUUUUUAUUAAUUUCGGACAAUUGGUUCCUUCAUCUCCUUGAUUUAGGUUAUUCCGAUAAACGCUGCUUAUAAAAAAGCGGCCAAGAAAACCCCCUUUCCGUGCUUUCUUUCUUCUUUACAUUUUUUUUUUUAAAAAUCAUGGAUUAUUUUGCUUACAAAAACAAAAAGAGAAUAAAAGAAUCUCAGUUAUUUAAUUCACUACCUUCGACGCCUACUAUACUUAUUCAUGAUACCGGAAAGUCAAGCUUUAGACCCACUUGUAUAAGAUACUCAACCUCAUUCUUUGAUAAAGAACCAUCUCAGUCAUUAUCAUCAUUAUCAUCAUCAUUACCAUCACCGCCAACAACGCCUCAAGUUCCACUGAUACUACCAUCAUUAUCAUUACCAUCACCAUCUGCAUUAUUUAAAAGACGAUUCAGCAAUCCGCCAAAGAGAGUAAUAUCACCUAGACUUCAUGUAUUGCUCGUAGAUGAUAACGCUGUCAAUUUACAAAUACUAUCGCGAUUACUGAGCACACAUAUGCCAGAUGUGUUUGAACAUAUAGAGCUAGUAAAGAGUGGAGUAAAAGCAUUAGAGUUAUUAAGAUGUAGACCGUUCGAUUUGAUUUUGAUGGACAUUGACAUGCCUAUCCUCAAUGGUGUUGAGACAGCACGCCAUAUUCGCUCAUCCACCGAAUUCGAUAUCCUGCUUCAUAAUCGUAAUAUACCCAUCGUUGCUGUCACCACAAAUGAUACCAAGGAAUGGCGCGAGUUGUACACUAAUGCCGGCAUGAAUGGAUGCAUAGGUAAACCAGUGUCACUUAAUGAUUUGAAGUCAACCCUGUCCAAUGUCUUAGAUCUUGAUAUACCUCAAUCACCAUAUACACCAGAAUAAUCAAUGCAUACGUAUCCUACACACAUCCCCCUUAUAGACUUGUAAAUAACUUGCUUGCUUCCCCCCUUUUUACUGUUUGAAAAUAGUAAAUACAAACCCCCUUUUUAUGUUGUAAAUAAUAAACAAAUGUGUUAUUGCUACACGAUA